AUGGAUCCGAUAGCACUUGAAAACGAAGCAAAGAAGCUCCAAAAUAAGUAUUCUGAUGCCAUAAAUGGCGCAAUCAAGGAUUGGGAUACCAAAUUUCUUCGCAAUAUGCAGUCUAUCUAUUUUGGAUGUGGCAAAAAGUGCUGCGAUAACAGAGAGUACUCCACUGAGCAAGUCCAGUCCUGUAUCGAACGCUGCGAACAACCUGUUGCAAGUGCCCAAAAUCUAGUUCAAGGUGAACUUACUACUCUACAGGUGUGUUUAUUUUCUUGUAUUUUUUGUUCUGAUUUUUCCGCAGCCCCGAGUUACUACUAG
Messenger RNA from Rodentolepis nana, 312 nucleotides. NCBI's taxonomy places the organism in Eukaryota, Metazoa, Platyhelminthes, Cestoda, Cyclophyllidea, Hymenolepididae. The record is from the annotation of a GenBank genome assembly.